AUGUCUGGGCGCGGGAAGCAGGGCGGCAAGGCGCGCGCCAAGGCCAAGACGCGCUCGUCGCGGGCCGGGCUGCAGUUCCCCGUGGGCCGCGUGCACCGCCUGCUGCGCAAGGGCAACUACGCCGAGCGGGUCGGCGCCGGCGCGCCCGUGUACCUGGCGGCCGUGCUGGAGUACCUGACGGCCGAGAUCCUGGAGCUGGCGGGCAACGCGGCGCGCGACAACAAGAAGACGCGCAUCAUCCCGCGCCACCUGCAGCUGGCCAUCCGCAACGACGAGGAGCUCAACAAGCUGCUGGGCAAGGUGACCAUCGCUCAGGGCGGCGUGCUGCCCAACAUCCAGGCCGUGCUGCUGCCCAAGAAGACCGAGAGCCACCACAAGGCCAAGGGCAAGUGAAGUGGAGGGUUCGGAUCUUUUUCAACUUCAACCAAAGGCUCUUUUCAGAGCCACCCACAUUUCCACUAAAAGAGCUUGCUUGUA
Messenger RNA from Phyllostomus discolor (pale spear-nosed bat), 477 nucleotides. RefSeq names its product histone H2A type 1. Lineage: Eukaryota; Metazoa; Chordata; Mammalia; Chiroptera; Phyllostomidae. Gene Ontology annotation, cellular component: nucleosome. The record is from RefSeq and is a predicted model, not a curated record. Bases 1 to 393 code for a protein of 130 amino acids. Gene Ontology annotation, molecular function: protein heterodimerization activity; structural constituent of chromatin; DNA binding. The transcript has a single exon.